Molecule: messenger RNA, 707 nt
Organism: Malaclemys terrapin pileata
Lineage: Eukaryota; Metazoa; Chordata; Testudines; Emydidae
Product: GTP cyclohydrolase 1-like
Exons: 5
Coding region: 111-707 (198 amino acids)
Biological process (GO): tetrahydrobiopterin biosynthetic process; tetrahydrofolate biosynthetic process
Cellular component (GO): cytoplasm
Molecular function (GO): zinc ion binding; GTP cyclohydrolase I activity; GTP binding
Source: RefSeq, a predicted model, not a curated record
AGGACGUCUCCUGCUGAGCGGGGGAAAUAACCGUGGAGAGGCAGCGGGGAUAAAUAGAGGCCCGCAGCCCCAGGCACAGCACGGUGUCUCCCCGCGGCUUGCCCCGCAGCAUGGCGUGCCAAGCGGCCGGCGAGGAGCUGCCGCGCCCCCGCGGCGGGGCCAUGCCGCGCCCCUGCUGCAAUGGCUACAGCGAGCUGUUGUCGGCCGAGAUGCGCCGGGCCCUGGUGCAGUAUCGCCCGGAGAAGCGCAGCCGGGAGGAGGCGGCCGAGGGCGGCGAGCUGCCUGCCUUGGAGGACGCCUACCUGAGCAUCCUGGAGGGGCUGGGCGAGAACCCUGCCAGGCAGGGGCUGCUCCAGACGCCCAGGAGGGCUGCCAAAGCCAUGCAGUUUCUCACGAAAGGCUACCAAGAAACCAUCGAGGAUAUACUCAAUGAUGCAAUCUUUGAUGAAGACCAUAAUGAAAUGGUGAUCGUUAAGGAUAUUGAUAUGUUUUCCCUUUGUGAGCACCACUUGGUACCCUUCUUUGGCAAGGUACAUAUUGGAUACUUACCUGUAAAGAAAGUGGUUGGACUAAGCAAGCUUGCAAGAAUUGUUGAAAUCUUUAGUCGAAGACUGCAAGUUCAAGAGCGGCUUACCAGACAGAUCGCUCUGGCAAUUACUGAGGCUCUGAAACCUGCCGGAGUGGCUGUGAUUGUAGAAGCAUCUUAA